AUGGGUAAAGGACGUCGCAUGAAGAAGCAGGGCCCCCCGGCCCCGCUAGAUGAAUCGAAGAUUACCAUUCUGAAGAAGCGCAAGGCCGCCGAGGCCGAGUCAGCCCCUAAGGCCGUCGCGGCCAAGAAGCGCCGGCGAUCCGAUGCCGAUGAAGAGGUCGUUACCAAGAAGGACGUCUCGAAGAAGAAGAAGUCUAAUGGUGCUACUGCCAAUGGUGAUGAAGAUAUGGAGGAACUGGAGGACGAGUUUGAAGAUUUAGAUGGAGUCAGUGAUGGAUCAUUGGACAGUCAAGAUCUUGAGCGACUGUCUGAUCUAGAGGGUGAUGAUGACUCAGUUCUUGACUCCGACGAGGAGGGCCACGCCCGCGAAGCCAUGUUCUCAGAUGACGAGGAUCUGUCUGACGCCGAAGAGAAAUUGACUGCUGCCAAUAUCGAAGGACUCUCACGGAAAUUGGAUGCUGCGCGGCAGCUUGAGGAGGAAGAGGCUGAGGCCGAGUUACAGGACGCUGCUAUGCAGACUAACAUCGCUGGCGACCAACCCGACGUGUUCGCCGAUCAGACCCAGCAAGGCCUCGCGCCCGAUCUGCAGCUUCUGCGCCAACGUAUCACCGAUACCAUCCGCAUCCUGGGCGACUUGAAGAGUCUUGGUCAGCCGGACAAGUCUCGUGCCGAGUACAUUGAUCUCCUGCUUAAUGAUAUUUGCACCUACUACGGCUAUACUCGAUUCUUGGCUGAGAAGCUGUUCAACCUGUUCACUCCUAUGGAAGCAUUCGCCUUCUUCGAGGCCAAUGAAACCCCUCGCCCUGUUGUUAUCCGUACCAACACCCUCCGAACCAACCGCCGCUCUCUUGCUCAGGCUUUGAUCAACCGUGGUGUCGUCCUCGAGCCCGUUGGAAAGUGGUCCAAGGUUGGUCUGCAGGUUUUCGAGUCUCCUGUCCCCCUUGGUGCCACCCCCGAGUACUUGGCCGGUCAUUAUAUUCUUCAAGCUGCCUCAUCUUUCCUACCCGUCAUGGCCCUGGCACCCCAGCCCAACGAGCGGGUUCUCGAUAUGGCCUCCGCUCCCGGUGGUAAGACGACCUACAUGUCCGCCUUGAUGCGCAACACUGGCUGCGUGAUCGCCAACGAUGCCAGCAAGCCCCGUGCCAAGGGUUUGAUUGGUAACAUUCACCGUCUCGGCUGCAAGAACACCAUUGUUACUCACAUGGACGCCCGUACUGCUUUCCCCAAGGCUAUGGGCGGAUUCGAUCGUGUGCUUCUCGACGCUCCCUGCACCGGUACCGGUGUUAUCUCCAAGGAUCCUGGUGUGAAGACCUCGAAGGAUGAGCGUGAUUUCUUGGCUAUUCCCCAUAUGCAGCGUCAGCUGCUACUGGCUGCCAUCGACUCCGUGGACCACUCGUCGAAGACUGGCGGCUACGUCGUUUACUCGACCUGCAGUGUCACCGUUGAAGAGAACGAGGCCGUGGUGCAGUAUGUGCUGCGCAAGCGCCCCAACGUGAAGAUUGUCGACACCGGGCUCGGCGAUUUCGGUAGCCCCGGCUUCAUCAGCUACAUGGGCAAGAAGUUCGAUGCCAAGAUGGCUCUCACCCGCCGCUACUUCCCGCACCGUGAAAACGUCGACGGUUUCUAUGUUUGCAAGCUCAAGAAGACUGGCCCAACCCCCGUCGCCCAGUCCACUGACGAUGCAGCCGCCAGCCAAGACAAGCCUCGCCGUGCUAGCUCCCAGGGAGCUUCUACCGACGAUGAGUCCUACGACAAGACCCCGAUUGUGGACGAGGAUGGUGACGGUAUGGACUUCGAGGGAGGCAACUUCGGGCCAUUCGAGGAGAACGAGGAUGCCGACCGCAUCGCGCGCGCCGAGCGCAACCGCCUGCGUCGUAAGGGUAUCAAUCCCAAGGCAGUUCUGAACAAGCCCAAGAAGACCAAGGGCGAGGCGGUAACCGCCAAGUCCGCCGACCCGGCCGAGGCUGCCAAGACGGAAGUUGAGGCUGAGGCUCCCAAGAAGGCCUCCAAGGAGGACAAGGUCGAGAAGAAGACGGCCAAGAAGGACGUCAAGAAGGAAGUGAAGAAGGACGUCAAGAAGGACGUCAAGAAGGAGAAGAAAUCACCCAAGAAGACAAGCAAAUGA
Penicillium macrosclerotiorum is the source of this 2124-nucleotide messenger RNA. RefSeq names its product rRNA (cytosine-C5-)-methyltransferase NOP2. The transcript has 2 exons. The record is from RefSeq and is a predicted model, not a curated record. Gene Ontology annotation, cellular component: nucleolus. Gene Ontology annotation, molecular function: RNA binding; rRNA (cytosine-C5-)-methyltransferase activity. NCBI's taxonomy places the organism in Eukaryota, Fungi, Ascomycota, Eurotiomycetes, Eurotiales, Aspergillaceae. Bases 1 to 2124 code for a protein of 707 amino acids. Gene Ontology annotation, biological process: maturation of LSU-rRNA; rRNA base methylation.